This is a messenger RNA of Penicillium angulare, 3540 nucleotides long. RefSeq lists its product as uncharacterized. Bases 1 to 3540 code for a protein of 1179 amino acids. The record is from RefSeq and is a predicted model, not a curated record. The transcript has 4 exons. Gene Ontology annotation, molecular function: nucleic acid binding; ATP binding. Lineage: Eukaryota; Fungi; Ascomycota; Eurotiomycetes; Eurotiales; Aspergillaceae. Gene Ontology annotation, biological process: mRNA splicing, via spliceosome. Gene Ontology annotation, cellular component: nucleus.
AUGGCUCGCCACGGGGAUACUCGCUCACCAUCUCCUGUAGGCAGCACUUUUUCUUCAUCCAAGCGUCCUCGCAGAGAUGAUGACCGCUACGACCGAAGCCGGCGGGAUGAAGGACGGAACUUUCGACGAUCCCGCAGCCCAGAUCGCCGGUACCGUGAUCGCGAUCACGGCAGAGACGGAUUCCGCCGGCGCGACCGCUCCCUAGACAGACGCGAUGAAGACACAUACCGACCCAAUCGCAAAGAGCGAUCUCGAGACCGCCGACGCUCCAGAGACAGAGAUGAUUAUCGGAGGAGGAGCCGUGAUAGAGAUUAUCGGCCAAGGCGAGAUGAUUCACGCGACCACGACCGCAGGCGCCUAGAUGAUUCUGCUGAUUUGAAGCCCAAAGCUAGACGGGGAGAUAGCCGUGACCGUGGUGCAAGCCGACGUUCUAGAUCAGGAACCCGCGAGCCAUCGAAACAGUCGACCCCCGCGCCUACGCCCGCCGCCCAGGCAGACGAGCAGAAGAAAGCUGAGAGACUCGCCAAGCUGCAAGCCUGGAAGCAGAAACAAGCGGCCGAACGCGAACGUAAAGAACGGGAAGAGGCUGCUACUGGUCCUCGGAACAUUUUAGAUGCGAUUGAUCGAAAGACGGGUAUUACUUCAGCUGUUGGAUCGCCUAAUACCCCCGUAACACCAACGGACUUCCCGGCCGCUACGCCAUACCCUGGAAAAUUCGAUCCGAAAGCUAUUGCCAAGAAUGCGACAAACUCUUCCGUCUCCAAGGAUGUUCUCGGUAUCGAUAUCGAUGUUCCUCAGCCCGCAAAGACUGCGGCAAAACCAUUGACUGCUCCAUCUGCUCCCUUGAAACCUAAAGGAAAUGUGAGUGGCUUUGGGCUGGGAGCGAAACCGCCUUCCGAUAAGGAGAAAUCUACGGCUACUCGAACAUUAGGUUUUGAUGAGGAGGUGACUACUCGCAAGAAGCUCGAGCGACUCCCAACUCCUCCCCUUGAUGAUGGCAAAGAUAAUGCUGUAGAUGAUGCUGUAGACGAUGAUGUCGACAUGCAAGAAGAUGCCACCGAGGAGGAUGCUGCAGCGGCAGCUCGAGCAGCAGCGGAACGACGAGAAGAGCGCCUCCAAAAUGCGAUUCAGUCGGAAGGCGAUGGAAAAUCCGAGCCUCAACCAAAUGGAGACGUUCCCAUGGAAGAUUUACCAGCCCAGCCAGUCGAAUCUACCGAGAUGGAGGUCGAUGAAGACAUUGAUCCUUUAGACGCUUUCAUGUCUGGACUUGGUGACACCGCCGCCCCACAGCAGAAGUUCGGUGCGAAGUUCUCCAAAAAGAAAGAACAACAACCGCAGGCUAUGUUCGGAGAUGAAGAGGAUGUCGCUAUUACGGCUGUUGGAGAAGAUGAUGCAGAUGAUGUCCUCGCCAUUGCAAACAAGAAAAAGAAGAAAGAGAUUCCGACAGUGGACCAUGCGAAGGCUGAGUAUGAACCCUUCCGCAAGGAGUUCUAUCACGAGCCAUCCGAUCUUGCUAGCAUGACCGAGGACGAGACUGCUGUCUUACGCGCCGAGCUUGAUGGCAUCAAGGUGCGCGGUGCCGAUAUCCCAAAGCCGGUACAGAAGUGGGCACAGUGCGGAUUGGGUGUGCAGACUCUCGAUGUUGUUGAUCGACUGGGCUUUGAUUGCCUUACAUCCAUCCAGGCACAAGCAAUCCCUUCCAUCAUGGCUGGCCGUGAUGUUAUUGGCGUUGCGAAAACUGGCUCCGGUAAGACCAUGGCAUUCCUCAUCCCCAUGUUCCGACACAUUAAAGAUCAACGGCCACUCGACAUGAUGGAAGGCCCUAUUGGGCUUAUCAUGACACCAACCCGUGAAUUGGCCACACAAAUCCACAAGGACUGUAAACCGUUCUUGAAGGCCUUGGGUCUCCGUGCUGUGUGUGCUUAUGGCGGUGCCCCGAUCAAGGAUCAGAUCGCCGAAUUGAAGCGAGGUGCAGAGGUCGUCGUAUGUACUCCUGGUCGUAUGAUUGAUCUGCUUGCAGCGAAUGGUGGACGAGUGAUUAAUCUGAGACGAGUGACAUACACUGUUCUCGAUGAGGCGGAUCGCAUGUUCGACAUGGGCUUCGAGCCUCAAGUUAUGAAGAUUAUGGCUAAUGUUAGACCUGAUCGUCAAACUGUUUUGUUCUCUGCCACAUUCCCUCGCAACAUGGAGGCUUUGGCCCGAAAGACAUUAAAGAAGCCUGUGGAGAUUGUAGUAGGCGGCAAGAGUGUUGUCGCUCCCGAAAUUACACAGAUCGUUGAGGUUCGCAAUGAGGACCAAAAGUUCGUUCGUCUUCUUGAGCUCUUGGGUAAUCUCUAUUCAGACGACGCCAAUGAAGAUGCCCGCUCCUUAAUUUUCGUGGAUCGUCAAGAGUCGGCAGAUACCCUUUUGAAGGAGCUCAUGCGCAAGGGUUACCCAUGCAUGUCCAUCCAUGGCGGUAAGGACCAAAUUGAUCGUGACUCCACCAUUGAGGACUUCAAGGCUGGUAUCUUCCCCGUCUUGGUCGCUACUUCAGUUGCGGCCCGUGGUCUUGACGUUAAGCAACUCAAGCUUGUCGUCAAUUACGACGCGCCUAACCACUUAGAGGACUAUGUUCACCGUGCGGGCCGAACUGGCCGUGCCGGUAACACUGGUACUGCUGUUACUUUCCUGAUGGAAGAGCAAGGCCGUUAUUCUGUUGAUAUCGCCAAGGCACUCAAACAAAGUGGACAGGAGAUUCCCGAGCCUGUGCAAAAGAUGGUCGACGCUUUCCUAGAGAAGAUCAGGACCGGAAAAGAGAAGGCAAUUACCGCUGGAUUUGGUGGUAAGGGUCUUGAACGUCUUGAUCAAGAACGUGAGUCGGCGCGUAAUCGUGAGCGCCGCACUUACAAAACCGGCGAAGAAGGCGAGGGCGACGAUGAGGAGGACAAAGAAGAAAAGAAGGCAAAGGAUGAUGAGCGAUUCAACAAAGCCCUUUCAUCUGUUCAAUCGGCGGCGGCCGCUGCUGCUGCCGCUGCCGCCCCCGCUCCUCCCCAACAGCUCAUUGGUGUGCCCAAGGGUAUCGACCUGGAUGGCAAGAUCACAGUGCACAGAACCGAGAAAGACCCCGCCGGUGGAGCGAAUGCCCUCGACAAGGUCGGCUCAGCUGUCGCUGAUAUCCACGCUCGUCUCAGCCGAGCCGGUGUCAUGCGCUCCGGUGUCCCCAUCGACAACCGUGGACCCGACGCUGGCGCGUUCCACGCUACCCUUGAAAUCAACGAUUUCCCCCAGAAAGCUCGCUGGGCCGUCACCAAUCGCACGAAUGUCGCCAAGAUCCUCGAGUCUACCGGUACCUCUAUCACAACCAAGGGUAACUUCUAUGCUACGGGUAAAGAGCCUGCCACCGGCGAAGCACCAAAGCUCUAUAUUUUGGUGGAGGGUGAAACCGAAAUUACCGUCACUACUGCUAUGCGUGAGUUGAUGCGCCUGCUGAAGGAGGGCACUAUUGCAGCUGCGGAUAGUGAUGCUCGUGCGCCUGCUAGCGGUCGCUACAACGUUGUUUAG